Molecule: messenger RNA, 3740 nt
Organism: Musca domestica (house fly)
Lineage: Eukaryota; Metazoa; Arthropoda; Insecta; Diptera; Muscidae
Product: raf homolog serine/threonine-protein kinase Raf
Exons: 6
Coding region: 663-2783 (706 amino acids)
Biological process (GO): signal transduction; protein phosphorylation
Molecular function (GO): protein kinase activity; ATP binding
Source: RefSeq, a predicted model, not a curated record
GUUACCACAUCAAUGUGAAUGCACAGAACAAGAAGAAUCAUUUUUUUCUACGUGAAUGAAAAGGGAAAAGGAUAAUAAAAAAAUAUCCAGGAAAAGGACGAGAGGUCGCACAACGCACACAGAAAAAAAAUAUAUAAAAGGAUACAUUUUUCGAUUAACAAACCUGAUUUGUUUUGCGGAAUGCUUGCUUAGUUUUGCCGAAUAAGUUGAAGUCUGUGUAUCCCAUUGAAAUUGAUAAAUUAUCUUAUACGGACGAACAAAUCGAGUUCUUUCUGGAUCUGGCCAAAAAAGGAAACUAAAUACUGACUACAAAGCCAUGAUGGGGUUCGUGAAUAAAAAAUGUGCAAAGUUUGAUCUGAAAUGAGCACGAUAAUCGAAAGGUGUCAGCUAACAUCAGAAGGAAAAUUAACUUGAAAACCACUGGCAAAAGGUCAAAAAAACAUCGCAGAGCACAACACUUCCCACGCAUUGUUUAGAAUUUCAAAAACUUCUAUGAAAGGGCCUGCGGGAUAUUCUUAAAGCUAAUUUAAUUGUAAUACUCGCUUCAGAUUUUGGCCUACAUGUGAAGGUGCUCUUAACAUUGCACACUUGCUUUCCCUUUCUGGUCAAAACAAAAUUGUUUGUGCGGUCGACAACCUGUUGGAAAAACUGCUGCUGCCAACAUGACGAGUACACCUUCCUCGGAAGACAGUGAAGAGCAGUAUGACGCCUUAACCGAAGAAUUGCAUAAUAUUCAAUCGGUCAUACAUGUGACCAGAGAGAAUAUUGAUGCCUUGAAUGCACGUUUUGCAAAUCUGCAGGAACCUCCGCCCAUGUACAUUGCCGAGUACCAGGAGUUGACGUCAAAACUACAUGAACUGGAAACCAAGGAAUCGGAACUAAUAGAGCAACUAAAUGCCCAGCAGGAGUUGGAGGAGAAGGAGCAACAACAACGUGAGCUGAAUGAGUUCCAAUCGCACUAUCAAAAUCAACUGCAAAUUCAGCAACAGUUGUUGACUCGACCGCCAGCCUUUAAUGAAAUGACCGAUAGUAUUAUUUCUUCCCAAUACGGUGGUAGCCAGUGUGGCACGCUGACAAGACAGCGCAAGGUCCUGAUGCGUGCCCAUUUACCAAAUCAACAGAGAACCUCGGUGGAAGUUGUUGCUGGUGUCCGGUUAUGUGAUGCUUUAAUGAAGGCAUUAAAGUUACGUCAACUUACACCUGACAUGUGCGAGGUUACCACAUCGGAAAAUGGCCGAAAUAUAAUACCAUGGCACACCGACAUUUCCACUCUGCAAGUCGAAGAGAUUUAUGUGCGUCCCAAAUGUCCCAUUAUGACACACAUUUCCCAUCAAUUUAUACGUAAAACAUUCUUUACGUUGGCCUUCUGUGAGUGUUGUCGCCGUUUGCUGUUCACCGGAUUCUAUUGCAAUCAAUGCAAUUUUCGAUUCCAUCAACGGUGUUACGACAAAGUGCCAACAUUGUGUCAGCAAUUCCCUGUCGAUAGUUACUAUCAGCGAUUGUUGGCUCAAAAUCCUGAAAAUGCUGUGGGUAUCAUACAUCCUGGUCGGGGUAUGGUGGGAGAUUUUCAGGGUCGUCAUCCUCGUUCCAUAAGCCAACAGGAUCGUUCCAACUCCGCACCCAAUGUUUGUUACAACAACAUAAAACCCCUGACGGAAGCCCAAUGCAAAUUGAUACAAGCCCAUGCUACACUACAACAUGAUGGUGAUCAUUCCAAUUCAACCCAAGCCUCACCCACGAGUACCCUGAAGCAUGUGAAGAGGGAAAGGGCCCGUUCAGCCGAUGAGAGUAAUAAAAACUUGUUGUCUUCCAAUCGGUCCUCAGAGGAAAAUUGGAACAUACAAGCCGAGGAAAUAUUAAUUGGUCCCCGCAUUGGCUCUGGCUCCUUUGGAACGGUGUACAAAGCCCAUUGGCAUGGCCCGGUGGCGGUUAAGACCCUUAAUGUAAAAACUCCUAGCCCAGCUCAAUUGCAGGCCUUUAAAAAUGAAGUUGCCAUGUUGAAGAAGACACGUCAUUGCAAUAUCUUGUUGUUCAUGGGCUGUGUAUCGAAACCCUCACUGGCCAUUGUGACGCAAUGGUGUGAGGGCAGUAGUCUUUAUAAGCACAUACAUGUCAAGGAAACGAAGUUUAAGUUAAAGACACUCAUCGAUAUUGGUAGGCAGGUGGCCCAGGGUAUGGAUUAUUUGCAUGCCAAAAAUAUUAUACACAGAGAUUUAAAAUCGAAUAACAUUUUCUUGCAAGAUGAGUACAGUGUUAAAAUAGGAGAUUUCGGUCUGGCCACUGCCAAGACACGAUGGUCGGGCGAGAAACAGGCCAAUCAACCCACUGGCAGCAUAUUAUGGAUGGCUCCCGAAGUUAUACGCAUGCAAGAACAAAAUCCCUAUUCAUUUCAAUCUGAUGUCUAUGCCUUUGGUAUUGUUCUCUACGAAUUACUGGCCGAGUGCCUACCCUACAGUCAUAUCAAUAACAAAGACCAAAUAUUGUUUAUGGUCGGACGUGGUCUACUGAAACCCGAUAUGACACGUAUACGUUCCGAUGCGCCUCAGGAUUUGAAACGUCUCUUGGCGGGUUGUAUAAAAUACGAUCGCAACGAAAGACCUUUGUUCCGUUUGAACUUGAAUAUUUUGGAUAACAUAUGGCGCACCCUGCCCAAACUGCAUCGCAGUGCCAGUGAUUCCACACUAACUCAAACUCAACUACAACAUGAUGACUUUAUAUAUUCUUGUCCAAGUCCCAAGACGCCUGUGAAUUUUCAAUACUAUCACAGUGCCGGUAAUAUCUAGCGGUGCUGAUCCGUAGCCACACUUGUGAUAAACAAACUUGUUUAAGCCAGACAAGGAAAUUUUGAAAAUAUGAUAAUCUUUUGGAAAAUGUUAACGAACGGAAGAAUUUAACACUAAUGCAACCACUACAAAUAAACUACUUUAAAAGUUACAGCAAACAAACAAAAGAAAAAAAACAAACAAAAACGAUGAGAUUCAGUAAAGAAAACAAAGCUUUUAAACUAUGCAUUAAGGCACCACUCAAGACAAGGCAAAUCACACAUAAAUACACACACACACACCUAACUACCUACAUGGAUACAUAUAUAUAUUAUUAGUAUAUAAUUAUAAAAGAAUGCAACAUUUUUACUAUAGAAGGCAAUCGAAUUGCAAAAAGAAAAAAAGAACAAAAACGAAUGAACAAAUGAUGAGUUAAUGGUUAACCACAUUCUGGCUGGCUGCCGAUCUGUCUAGAAUCUUCAAAACAAAGCAGCAGCAGCUACUACAACUGGAGUUGUGUAAAUAUUUAUGUGAUGAGGCAUAAGGAUACAUAUAAACACACACUAAAAAUAUAUAUCAUUGUCAUAAUUGUUUUAUGAAACAAUUUCAACAGCAUAAUCCUCCCGUAACUCAAAUCAAAACAUUAGAUGCCUCCAUUAGACUUUUAAAAACUCGAAAAAAUAACAACAAAAAACAAACUAAUGAAACAUACAUAUACAUAAAUAAAAACAAAAAAAAACAAAUUAACUUCUGUUAACUUCUUUACAAGUGAAACUUUUUCUAAAAAAAAAAACACACAAACAAGGAAUGCUAAAUGAUGACAUAGAAACAGAACAAAAGGCAACCUCCAAGUAAAAUUUUUAAUUUUAACUAAUAACACAGAACGAAAAUGACUAUCAAUAAUUUUUAAUUUAUUGUACAACAAAACCCUGCCCUCAUAUAUUUUUAAACUAUAUAAAGUUUAUUUCCAUUUUUUUU